GUCCUGUGCGGCAGCAUAAACCGACAGGACACUUACCCUCAAACACAACACUCUGACCUCGAGCUCCAGCCAAGCCCAAUUCUGUUCAAUAAGAGCAUGCGAAUUCCUGCCAAGGCACACAGUGUUGUUCUGCGUCUGAGUGACAAUCUCCAACAACUACAACCACCUGUUGCACUUUGCGGCUUAACUCCAGGAUACAGGACUUGUGUGUCUCUCUUGCUGCUGAUUUAAUCUGAUUUCCCUGCUUUCUGCAGAACCCAUGAUCAGUUUCAGUCAAGGAUAAAGACAACAGCUUUCUUGUAUGAGACAACAUGCCAACUGGAUCAGUCAAACUGCAAAGCAUUAAAAAACUGGGACAGGAAAACCACAGCUAUGAGAUUUCACAUGACGAACCAAAUGACUCAUACAUGACAAUAACGAAAUCUAAUAAGGAUGAAAAAGCUCAGAAAAAAGCAGAACAACCAGCCAUCAGGGUCGGCUUCUUUCAGCUGUUCCGUUUUGCCUCAUGCAAAGAUGUGCUGAUGAUGGUGGUGGGCAGUGUGUGUGCGGUGCUGCACGGCUCGGCCCAGCCCCUCAUGCUGCUGGUGUUCGGUCUGCUCACCGACACCUUCAUCGAGUAUGACAUCGAGCUGAACGAGCUGAGCGACGACAGGAAGGAGUGUGUGAACAACACAAUCCAGUGGAAGAACUUCACUGCAGUGGUGCUGAACCAUUCAGACUGGAGCCUCAUGAGCAAUUCGACAUGGGAGCCCAGGCCGUGUGGGCUUCUAGACAUCGAGUAUGAAAUGACCCAAUUUGCCUACUAUUAUGUUGGAAUUGGAGCAGCUGUGUUCGUGCUUGGAUACUUUCAGAUCUCACUGUGGGUGACAGCCGCUGCCAAGCAGAUCCAGCUCAUCAGGAGAAUGUACUUCAGUAAAGUGAUGAGGAUGGAGAUUGGCUGGUUUGACUGCACGUCUGUGGGUGAACUCAACACUCGCAUGUCAGAUGAUAUCAACAAGAUCAACGAUGCCAUCGCGGAUCAAGUUGCCAUUUUUUUGCAGCGCUUCACCACCUUCGUGUGUGGCUUCUGCAUUGGCUUUGUCAAAGGUUGGAAGUUGACUCUUGUCAUUGUUGCAGCAAGUCCUCUCAUUGGUAUUGGAGCUGGUUUUAUGGCUCUGUUUGUGGCUAAGCUGACAGGGAUGGAGCUGCAGGCCUACGCUAAAGCUGGAGCUGUGGCUGACGAGGUUCUCUCCUCCAUCAGGACCGUGGCUGCUUUCGGUGGGGAGAACAAAGAGGUGCAAAGGUAUGACAGGAACCUGAUAUCAGCGCAGCGCUGGGGCAUCAGGAAGGGUCUGAUUAUGGGCUUCUUUACUGGAUAUAUGUGGCUUAUCAUCUUUUUAUGCUAUGGACUGGCCUUCUGGUAUGGCUCUAGUCUGGUGGUGGAUGCUGCCGAGUACACACCAGGAACACUACUGCAGGUGUUCUUUGGUGUUUUGAUUGCGGCAAUGAAUUUGGGACAGGCCUCCCCUUGUCUGGAGGCAUUUGCUUCAGGCCGCGGCGCCGCUACCAUCAUCUUUGAGACUAUUGACAGAGAGCCGGAGAUCGACUGUUUAUCCGAGGCUGGCUAUAAGCUUGACAGAGUCAAAGGAGACAUCGAGUUUCACAAUGUGACCUUCUACUACCCGUCCAGACCCGAAGUCAUGACACUGGAUCAGCUCAGUGUUGCAGUAAAAACAGGAGAAACCACAGCCUUUGUUGGUCCAAGUGGAGCUGGGAAGAGUACAGCUGUUCAGCUCAUCCAGCGCUUCUAUGACCCAAAAGAGGGCAUGGUGACUCUGGAUGGCCAUGACAUCAGAGGACUGAACAUCCAGUGGCUGCGCUCACUGAUCGGCAUUGUGGAGCAGGAGCCUGUGCUGUUCGCCACCACCAUCGCUGAAAACAUACGCUACGGUCGACCAGGCGUCUCUAUGGAGGACAUCAUCACCGCUGCCAAGGAGGCCAACGCCUACAACUUCAUCAUGGACCUGCCACAGAAAUUUGACACCUUGGUGGGUGAGGGUGGAGGUCAAAUGAGUGGAGGUCAGAAGCAGCGCAUUGCCAUCGCUCGAGCGCUGGUCAGGAAUCCUCGCAUCCUGCUGCUGGACAUGGCGACCUCUGCCCUUGACAAUGAGAGUGAGGCUAUAGUUCAAGAGGCUCUGGAUAAAGUUCGCCUGGGUCGCACCACCAUCUCCAUCGCUCACCGACUGUCCACCAUAAAGAACGCUGACGUGAUCGUUGGGUUUGAGCAUGGACGCGCGGUGGAGAAGGGCAAGCACAAUGAGCUGCUGGAGAGGAAGGGAGUCUACUUCACGCUCGUUACCCUGCAGAGUCAAGGAGACAAGGCCCUGAACGAGAAGGCUCGACAAAUGGCUGAAAAAGAAGAAGAGCCAGAGAGGCUGAAUAUAUCCAGAGCAGGAAGCUACCGUGCUAGUUUGAGAUCCUCAAUCCGCCAGCGCUCCAGGUCCCAGCUGUCCAACCUGAUCCCAGAGUCUUCAGUUCCCAUCGUUGGAGAGCUUGGCCCCAGAGCCUACUCUGUCUCACAGGCAGAUAAGAAUGUCCCAGAGGAGGAGGAGGAGGAGGAAAUUAUAGAACCUGCUCCGGUUUCCAGGAUCCUGAAGUACAACUUACCUGAGUGGCCCUAUAUGCUUUUUGGAUCCAUUGGUGCUGCAAUAAAUGGAGGAGUCAACCCUGUCUACUCUCUACUCUUCAGUCAAAUCUUGGCCACGUUCUCAGUAACCGACCCUGUGGCUCAGAGGAAGGAGAUUGACAGCAUCUGCUUGUUCUUCGUCAUGGUCGGUGUGGUCUCUUUCUUCACCCAGAUGCUGCAGGGUUACGCCUUCUCCAAAUCCGGCGAGCUGCUGACCCGCAGGCUGCGGCGGCUCGGCUUCCAUGCCAUGCUGGGCCAAGAGAUCGGCUGGUUUGAUGAUCACAGGAACAGCCCCGGAGCACUGACCACACGUCUGGCUACUGAUGCCUCACAGGUUCAAGGGGCCACAGGCUCGCAGAUUGGCAUGAUCGUCAACUCUAUAACCAACAUCGGCGUGGCCAUUCUGAUGUCCUUCUUCUUCAGCUGGAAGCUCACAAUGCUCAUCCUCUGCUUCCUGCCAUUUAUUGCUCUGUCUGGAGGCUUCCAGGCGCGUAUGCUCACCGGCUUUGCAAAGCAGGACAAGCAGGCUAUGGAAGCAGCUGGACAGAUUUCUGGUGAGGCUUUGAACAACAUCCGUACCAUCGCAGGUCUGGGGAAGGAGAGGAAUUUUGUGGACAUGUACGAGUCCCAACUCGACGCUCCCUUCCAAGCCGCCUUAAAGAAAGCAAACGUGUAUGGCGCCUGCUACGGUUUCGCCCAGUGUGUCGUCUUCUUGACCAAUGCCGCCUCUUAUAGGUUUGGCGGUUACUUGGUGCGACAGGAGGGGCUUCAUUUCAGCCUGGUGUUCAGAGUGAUCUCGGCAAUCGUCACCAGUGGCACCGCCCUCGGAAGAGCCUCCUCCUACACCCCAGAUUAUGCCAAGGCCAAGAUUUCAGCUGCACGUUUCUUCCAGCUGCUGGACCGCGUGCCUCGAAUCAGCGUCUACAGUGACAGGGGAGAGAAAUGGGAUAACUUCCAAGGGAACAUUGAGUUUAUUGACUGCAAGUUCACUUACCCCACCAGGCCAGACAUCCAGGUCCUGAAUGGCCUGAAUGUGUCGGUGAAGCCUGGUCAAACGUUGGCCUUUGUGGGCAGCAGUGGCUGUGGGAAGAGCACCAGCGUGCAGCUGCUGGAGAGGUUUUAUGAUCCUGACCAUGGCAGAGUGCUGAUCGAUGGCCAUGACUCAACCCGUGUCAAUGUGCCCUUCCUGCGUUCCAAGAUUGGCAUUGUGUCCCAGGAGCCCAUCCUGUUUGACUGCAGCAUCGCGGAGAACAUCAAGUACGGCGACAACUCCCGAGAAAUCGGCAUGAACGACGUCAUCUCUGCCGCCAAGAAAGCUCAACUCCACGACUUUGUUAUGGCGCUUCCUGAGAAAUAUGACACCAAUGUUGGCGCUCAGGGUUCACAGUUGUCUCGUGGUCAGAAGCAGCGCAUCGCCAUCGCCAGGGCGAUCAUCCGUGACCCCAAGAUCCUGCUCCUGGAUGAGGCCACGUCUGCGCUGGACACUGAAAGUGAAAAGAUCGUGCAAGAAGCUCUAGACAAAGCCAGAGAGGGUCGGACAUGCAUCGUCAUUGCCCACCGCCUGUCUACCAUUCAGAACUCUAACACCAUCGCAGUCAUGUCCAGGGGCCUGUUAGUAGAGAAAGGAGCGCACGACCAGCUCAUGGCGCUGAACGGAGCCUAUCAUAAGCUUGUGACCACGGGAGCGCCAAUCAGCUAACUGCUCGGGGAAACGAGAUCUAAUGAGGAGCAAGGCAAUGGAGACUAAUGCGAGGGGCACUGUUUCAACAGAAGCCAAACGUUUGCUUUAAAGGUCCAGUGUGUAAGAAUGUGCGCCAUCUAAUGGUGAGCCUGCAGAUUGUAACAGACGUGGAGGACUUCUCCGCUCAGCCGCCUCUUUCACAAGCACAUCACGAACUAUGGUGGCCUUCGCAAACCAGAAAGGAUGUUAACACUAUUUCACAACUCUCUCCACUGCUCCACUCUGUCGGCCAUUUUCUCCUUCUUUGUCAGGCUGAUGUAGAAACAUGGUGGAACAAGGUGGCUGCCUCCGUAAUGCAAGGCCUUAUUCUAAUGUACAUAGUAUACAUUUAUACAAACACGCUUACUGUACAGUAAGUGUAUUUUAUUCGAUUUAUGCCAAUAAUCUCUCCUAAGAGACACAACAUAUUACUACACUACACCACAAUAGUAUUCAUUAUAUAGUGUAUUAAUUUGAUAUUUUCAAUAGUUAUUUGGUAUAAUUGCAUACAAUCUGCAUUUUCCUUAAUUCUGUCUGUUUAUUGUGUGUUUGUAUGCUGCCCAAUUUACACCAAAACACUACAAUUUACUGUUUUUUUAUAAAGAGAUAAUAUUAAUGUUGAGAAGAAUUCAUCCAGCCCAUUGGUGGUUGAGGAAAAUAGUUGCCCACCCCUGCACUGGACCUUUAGAUGAUAUUCCUGUUCACACUAACAGUAUUUAUUAUGUCUGUGAUGAAGAGAGGGGUUUGGGGAGUCACACACAUGACUUUGAGGAUGUUCUAACUCAUCAAUUAUUUUUGGAUCUUGCAGUGGUAUAACAAACAUCACACAAGUCCACUAAGACCUUUUUUUGGUGGGUAAUUUGUUUGACACACAGGAAUUAUGUCACGAAAGUGGGAGACUAACUGCAGAUGUGGGUUUUGACACAGAGUCAUAUUGUUCCAGUAUUUGAAACUUAAGUCAAUGCAAACAAAUCUUUAUAUUCUACUUACUUUUACUAAUUAAUGGCUGAUGAAAUGGCUUUCAUCUUUCUUUAUUUCAAUUUUAAUUUAAUAACUAUGUGUUUUGUGUAAACAUCAAUGUAAAAGCCUAUCGUUAAAUUAAUGAUAGCCUGCAAUUUUAUUUCAUGCACUGUAACAGACGUUAUAUCUGCUUUUGGGAGAAUAAAGAUUUGUAAAGUAAGUAAAGUAAAUUUUUAGGAAAAAAGUAUUAUUAUCAUUAUUACUAUAUUGACUUCUGCAGCAAGACUAUGCAUGGCAGCAAAAGAAAAAGCUAAUUUAAAAGACUCUUUUUAAUAUAAUUUAAACUUGGGACAUUGGGUAACGCUAUGGGAUGAGUAAAUAAGAUACUCAGUAUGGAUAGAGGCAAAUGUAAAAUCUCAUACAAUCGAAAAAUUGUAUAUAUAUAUUACAUGUUUCACUAUGUUCACACUGUAAAAAUUAAAAUUAAAUUCAGAAACAGCAUUUUAGCCAGGUCA
Molecule: messenger RNA, 5860 nt
Organism: Solea senegalensis (Senegalese sole)
Lineage: Eukaryota; Metazoa; Chordata; Actinopteri; Pleuronectiformes; Soleidae
Product: bile salt export pump-like
Exons: 29
Coding region: 312-4364 (1350 amino acids)
Biological process (GO): transmembrane transport
Cellular component (GO): membrane
Molecular function (GO): ATP hydrolysis activity; ATP binding; ABC-type transporter activity
Source: RefSeq, a predicted model, not a curated record